AAAUUACAUUGAGGCCUUGCCCCAAUUACUUCUUGUUAAGAGAUAGGGUAGAAAACGAGAGAGACAAUAGAUGGCUUCUUUCGUAGCAGCUCCAAGAGCAACAGUUGUUCCUAUCUCCUUGCCAUUUUCAAGGUCCGAUGAUGCUUUCUGCAAGGUUGUAUUUCCCCGAUCUGUUCCCCUGAAACGGCGCGGAUUGAAUGUUUCGAUGGGUGUGGUGAAAUUCAAGGGGACGCAGCAGAGAGAGAAGCAGCUGACGGAGAUGAUCGAGAAGAAGGUACUGGAGGCAAAGGAGGUGUGCGAAGGAGACGCUGCGUCCGACGAGUGCAGGGUGGCGUGGGACGAGGUGGAAGAGGUGAGCCAAGCCAAGGCGGAUCUGAGGUUGAAGCUGGAAAAGGAGGAUCCUCUGGAAUCUUAUUGUAACGAGAACCCAGAGACCGAUGAGUGUCGCAUCUAUGAAGACUGAUCGAUUCCUGGAAUCAAUUUGUAUAUCUUACCGUCGAAAUGAUUUUCGGGGUUCUUAAUGUCCGAAUAAAUAGUUUGUGAUCAGUGAUCACAUGUAAAAUUAUAUUAAUUGUGGCAACUUUUUCUUCUUCUUCUU
This is a messenger RNA of Tripterygium wilfordii, 598 nucleotides long. Its product is annotated as calvin cycle protein CP12-3, chloroplastic. Gene Ontology annotation, biological process: negative regulation of reductive pentose-phosphate cycle. NCBI's taxonomy places the organism in Eukaryota, Viridiplantae, Streptophyta, Magnoliopsida, Celastrales, Celastraceae. Gene Ontology annotation, cellular component: chloroplast. The coding region runs from base 71 to 463 and encodes 130 amino acids. The transcript has a single exon. The record is from RefSeq and is a predicted model, not a curated record.